Magallana angulata is the source of this 2142-nucleotide messenger RNA. Its product is annotated as pituitary homeobox x-like. Gene Ontology annotation, cellular component: nucleus. The record is from RefSeq and is a predicted model, not a curated record. Gene Ontology annotation, biological process: regulation of transcription by RNA polymerase II; anatomical structure morphogenesis. The coding region runs from base 435 to 1373 and encodes 312 amino acids. NCBI's taxonomy places the organism in Eukaryota, Metazoa, Mollusca, Bivalvia, Ostreida, Ostreidae. The transcript has 3 exons. Gene Ontology annotation, molecular function: RNA polymerase II cis-regulatory region sequence-specific DNA binding; DNA-binding transcription factor activity, RNA polymerase II-specific.
CAGUAGAUAUUAAGGUCUUAAGCCACAGAUAAAUAGCUUCACAAGUGAAAGCGACUAUAUGAUUCUUGGGAGAGAUGUUGUAAAUCCGCUUACAUUUCCCGAGCCAUUGAUAGAAGGCCUUAGACAGACGGAGGGAGGGACACUGCACAUUCAACUUGGGUGAUACUUAUCAGAUUGUGAACAAUCGACAGUGAACCUCUAAUGCGGUCGCUGAUAUUGUGUUUCAGACUUCAAAGUGUAUUACAUUUUACCGCCAUAGUCCUUAAAACAAAAAAUCGUCCCAACUGUUUGUGAUUAACUUAAGAGGAUUACAGGAACUCCAAAAAUUUUGCGGGAAAAAAGAAAACGAAAAAUAAUAUAUAUAAUAUUCAGCAGACGAGAAGAUUUUUGUAAAAAUAAACUCUUCCGAGUUUUGUGGAAGAGUUUUCGAGUAGAUGGACUCUUUAACUGAUCAUAUAAGUCUAGAGGAAUUCGUAGCCAGUGUUUCUACUUCAGAGUCUAGUAAUAUGACAAUGCAUCAUUUGGAUACAAUGGCAAAUAACGGUACCGAAUCUGCAUCGAUAGGAAUGAGUACCCCUCACGGAGGGGCUGCGCUUGGGAGCCUCUCCCCCAGUUCUACAGACACCUCCCUCGAUAAAACAACAGAGGAUCUGACGAAAAACAAAAUGGACGACAGUGCUUCAGACGACGAUAAAAAGAAGAAAAGACAGCGGCGACAGAGAACUCAUUUUACAAGUCAGCAACUUCAAGAACUGGAAGCAACAUUUGCCCGCAACAGAUAUCCCGAUAUGGCGACAAGAGAGGAAAUUGCUGCUUGGACUAACCUCACAGAAGCCCGAGUUCGGGUAUGGUUCAAGAACAGACGGGCCAAGUGGAGGAAAAGAGAGCGCAAUAUAGAUACGUACAAAACAGGCUUUGGAUCCCAGUUCACUGGUCUGAUGCAAACCCCCUUCGACGACUCACUGUACAACGGCUAUACGAACAACUACUGGGCAGCGAAAGUCCCCAGCCCCCUCGGAACGAAAACAUUUCCCUGGGGACUCAAUUCCGUCAACCCACAUCUCUCAUCAGUGGUAUCUACACAGCCAAUGUGUUUCUCAAACCCAGCAAAUAGUAUAAGCAAUUCGAUGGUAGGAAACAUGCCAAGCGUCCCAACCAAUAUGUCCAACACUGGGGCACCUUGCCCCUACGCCCCUCCUGCCCCACCGUACAUCUACAGCCCCAACCGAGACCAGUGUUCAAGUAGUAUUGCUUCUCUAAGACUGAAAGCUAAGCAACAUUCUACGUCAUUUGGAUACCCCCCAGUCAAUCACCGACAACCCACGCUGUCAGCGUGUCAGUAUGCAACGGUCGGGAAUAGCGGAGGCGUGUGAGAACUUUAGAGAUAUUUUUUGUAGUGGUAGAAGAACCCCCAAAAUGGCCGAGAGGACUACGUGAUAUUCGCGUAAUCAUUUGAAAACGAGACCGGAAGUGCUGGAUGAAGGAUCUGUUAAAAACAUAAAUUAAGUGUGAGCCGUUAUAUCUAAAGCGGGAGAAUGAACAACUCGAACAUUUUUUUUAAAAAUGAAAUGCCAAAAGCACUCUUGCCAAUACGAUGCGGUGUUCACAUCAUAAUAACACUACUUAAAAUAUCUUCAGGAAUACGUUUGACCAGUAGGACUCGAGGCAUUCCGAACGACAGGGUACAAGAAAUGACAUCACUUGAAUGUUUGAAACUCUGAUUUUGAAGACUUGUUAAGAUGGUGCUAAAACACAAUUUGGCAUUGAUCCUGGGUAUAUAUUGUGGUAAUUGAAGUGCAUAUACUUGGCUGUAGUAAUAUGUUAAUGUUUUGUAUAUUUUUAUAAAGAUAUGAUGUUGAGAGUAUUAUAAUCAAAAUUAUUCUAUAUAAUUUGAUGAAAAUAAUUCGAUAAGUACUGGUUAUAUAGUCAUAUAGAUAGUGCUAUGUUUGAUGAAUAUUUUGAUUAUUUGAAAAAAAAAUACUUGUUUCAACCAAGUUGUUUAUGAAUGGAAUAUAGAAAAAAAUCAAACAACUGUUCGAUUUAUAAGUCAAAGUUGCAAAUUAUCAGGAAUUUUAUGAUUAAAAUUUUGGAAAAUACAAAAAAGUUGUUUGUCUUUGUGCAGUAGUUUGGAGGUUUUCAUUA